AUGUUUGUGAGGUCUCGAAUGUUUUAUUCAAAGCCUGCCUAUAAUGCCCGUGGGGAGGUCGUUUUUGGCCUACGUCAUAUACAUGUUCUCAAUCGAUUCCCCAAUCCUUCGGAUAGAGCCCACGCAAUUCAUGUGUUGAGAUACAUAUUCCCGAGGCAGUUCAACCUCCAUAAUGUCUUUACAUCAACAGUGGACAGGAAAGAAACCAUACAACCGCUCAAGGAUUAUACUCUUCGUGAAAAUGAGAUCGCGCUCCAAGGUGGAAAGGGGUCGUUCAUUCCCAAGAGGUUGAAGGGGAAAGCGUUCGAAUUGGUGAAGAGGAUGAUGAGGCUACAUAGGAGGUGUUCAUAUCAUGCGUUGAUCGAGUAUUAUUGUCCUUUCGUUUCCCAAGCUCCCUUCCCUUCCUCGAUCUCGAGCGGAACGACCUCUUCAUCAGAUUUAUCCCCCUUGAAGCCGAAAGAGAGUUUUACAGACUUUGCAUCCUCGACUGGUGAGGUUUCCGCGUUUGCGAGAGCAGUGAUUUUAAAUGUUGUUCCCACAGAAUUCUGGGGAAGCGAGGAGAAUAAAAAGGGUUUUAUGAGGAACGUGGAUAGAUUCGUUAAUCUAAGAAGAUAUGAGACUUUGUCAUUGCACGAGGUUAUGCAGGGCAUGAAAGCAAGUUUUUUCUCACCAGCCCACCGCUUAACCGACCCCGCCUGGCUUUGCCCACCUAAUACCAAGGACAGAAAUCUCUCGCAGUCGGACUCGCUCAAGCGCACCCAGAUACUUUCGGAGUUUGUAUACUACCUUUUCGACUCGCUACUGAUACCUCUCCUCCGUUCGCAUUUCUAUGUGACUGAGUCGAAUAUCCACCGGAACCGUGUUUUCUACUUCCGGCACGAUGUCUGGAAAAAACUGUCUGAACCAACUAUCAACAAGUUAAAAGUGGAAAUGUUUGUGGAAUUAAAGAGCGAUCAGGCGAAGCGAAUUUUGGAUAGUAGAAAGUUAGGCUUUUCAACCGUAAGGCUAUUGCCCAAGGAAACGGGGAUUAGGCCAAUCAUGAACCUAAGGAAGCGAGGCAUGGUAGUGGAGCGGGGAAGGACUAUACUUACACAGAGUAUCAAUUCGGUUAUGACACCGGUGUUUAAUGUUUUGUCUUUUGAGAAGACCCGCAAGCCGACCGCUCUUGGUUCUUCCUUAUUCAACGUUCGAGAGAUGUAUCUCAAACUGAAAGCUUUCCAAAAGCAUCUCCUGUCGACUUAUAAAACACCACUGAAACUCUUCUUUGCUAAAGUCGAUAUUCAAGCUUGUUUCGACACCAUUCCCCAGAAAGAACUGCUAAAGGUGGUAAACGCGCUCCUAACAGAGGACGAGUAUCGCAUCCACAAGUACGCCGAGGUAAAGGCGCCAGCGCCAGCCGGGAAAAUUGCAAAGAAGUUUGUGGCCAAAGGCGGUUCGGCAGACGGCUUCGAAAGAUUUGGCGAUCUAGUGAGGGAAGAAUGUAAUCAUGGCUUGCGCAGGAGAAGAGGAACAAUCUGGGUUGAGGAUGUGGUGCAAGCGUAUAAAGAACGGGAUCAGUUAAUGGGGUUGCUGGAAGAACAUGUCCUGGUUAAUAUUAUCAAGAUCGGAAAAAAGUUCUUCCGUCAAAAGUCUGGUAUCCCACAGGGUUCUAUUCUUUCCACCAUUCUCUGUAACUUUUUUUACGGAGACCUUGAGCGUAAAAAACUCCCUUUUGCGUCGGCCCCAACGGGUGUACUACUCCGGCUUAUUGAUGAUUUCCUGUUCAUCACAACUGAUCGCAGCCAUGCGCAACAAUUCUUUCAGAUAAUGCAUCAGGGCCACCCAGAGUACGGUGCAUCUGUGAGUAUUGACAAGUCGCUGAGCAAUUUCGAGGUUAUGGUCAAUGGACGGAAGAUCAACCGGAUCGUUGACACGAAGGAAUUCCCUUAUUGCGGUAACCUGAUACAUACAAGGACCUUGGAUAUUAGACGGGAUCGAGAAAGAAAGAUCGAAAAUAUCGUGGAUGAUACCCUCACGGUGGAGUAUUCCAGAAACGCCGGGAGGUCCCUGCACAAAAAGGCAGUAAGCGCCUUCAAGUUUCAAGCACAUGCCAUGUUCUUCGACACAGACUUCAACGAUCUCCAGACGGUGCUCAAGAAUAUCUACCACAACUUUAUCGAAGCCGCCAUGAAAUUCCACCGUUCCGUCAAAGCCCUCUCGUCAAAUCGUCGUCCGUCGCAAAACCUGUUGAUAAAGAUAGUGGACGACGUCCUCGAGUUCGCCUUUGUGAUAGUAAAGAGCUGCCAAGACUCAAAGGUUAAAUGUGUGGUGACGCGUGCACAAGUCAAAUGGCUUGGAGCACAAGCGUUCAAGACAGUCCUUGCCAGGAAGCAGACGAGCUAUCGUGCGUUGAUAAAAUGGCUCGAAGACACCACUCAAGGUGAGAAGAAGAAGGUUCGGGGCUUGGUGAGUCGGGCUUCAUGUUUGGGCGUGGAUCCUUUCCCGUCUUUUCGCUACUAA
This is a messenger RNA of Tuber melanosporum (Perigord truffle), 2499 nucleotides long. RefSeq lists its product as uncharacterized. The record is from RefSeq and is a predicted model, not a curated record. Gene Ontology annotation, cellular component: telomerase catalytic core complex. Gene Ontology annotation, biological process: telomere maintenance via telomerase. NCBI's taxonomy places the organism in Eukaryota, Fungi, Ascomycota, Pezizomycetes, Pezizales, Tuberaceae. The coding region runs from base 1 to 2499 and encodes 832 amino acids. The transcript is spliced from 9 exons. Gene Ontology annotation, molecular function: telomerase RNA binding; telomeric repeat DNA binding.